AUGACUACUACCAAACAAGUCAUGAAGCUCGUCUACAUUCUCCUCAUCCUAUUCACCUUCACCGUCUCUCCGGCGAUCUCAACGGCCCCGGAAGGUUGCGAUAGCGGUUCGGACAAUCCGUGCAUCAACAAGGCUAAGGCUUUACCACUCAAAAUCGUAGCCAUUGUAGCCAUCUUUACGACAAGCUUGAUAGGUGUAACCACUCCUCUUUUCAGCCGUUACAUUUCGUUCCUCCGUCCUGAUGGCAACGGUUUCAUGAUCGUAAAAUGUUUUUCUUCCGGAAUCAUCCUUGGAACCGGUUUCAUGCACGUCUUGCCGGACUCUUUCGAGAUGUUGUCAUCAAAAUGUCUUAGCGAUGAGCCGUGGCAUAAGUUCCCUUUCGCGGGAUUUGUAGCUAUGUUGUCCGGUCUAGUCACUCUAGCCAUUGACUCCAUUACCACCAGCCUUUAUACCGCAAAAAGCGCGGUCCAACCAGCGCCUGAGGAGUAUGGCAUUGAUCAGGAGAAGGCCACUCACAUUGUAGGUCAAAACCACAGUCACGGUCAUGGUGUUGUGCUAGCGGCUAAAGAAAAUGGACAGCUUUUGCGGUACCGUGUCAUUGCUGUGGUAUUNGAGCUUGGNAUUUUAUUUCAUUCCGUGGUCAUUGGACUAUCUCUAGGAGCUACUAAUGAUGCAUGUACCAUUAAAGGUCUCAUCGUAGCUCUUUGCUUCCAUCACUUGUUCGAGGGCAUGGGUCUUGGUGGAUGCAUCUUCCAGACAGAUUUUAAAAAUGUGAAGAAGUUCUUGAUGACAUUCUUUUUUACUGUAACAACACCUUCUGCUAUAUUUCUCGGAAUCGCAUUGUCGAGUAUUUAUCGAGAUAACAGCCCAACCGCGCUUAUUACGGUCGGGCUGUUGAAUGCUUGCUCAGCCGGAAUGCUCAUCUACAUGGCUCUAGUUGAUCUUUUAGCCACCGAGUUCAUGGGAUCAAUGCUUCAAGGUAGCAUCAAACUUCAGAUCAAAUGCUUCACGGCCGCUUUGUUCGGCUGCUCCGUAAUGUCGAUCCUUGCCAAGUGGGCUUAA
Molecule: messenger RNA, 1062 nt
Organism: Arabis nemorensis
Lineage: Eukaryota; Viridiplantae; Streptophyta; Magnoliopsida; Brassicales; Brassicaceae
Source: the annotation of a GenBank genome assembly